This is a messenger RNA of Acanthopagrus latus (yellowfin seabream), 4411 nucleotides long. Its product is annotated as neuronal acetylcholine receptor subunit alpha-7-like. The transcript is spliced from 10 exons. Gene Ontology annotation, molecular function: acetylcholine-gated monoatomic cation-selective channel activity; transmembrane signaling receptor activity. NCBI's taxonomy places the organism in Eukaryota, Metazoa, Chordata, Actinopteri, Spariformes, Sparidae. Gene Ontology annotation, biological process: signal transduction; nervous system process; monoatomic ion transmembrane transport. The record is from RefSeq and is a predicted model, not a curated record. Bases 44 to 1648 code for a protein of 534 amino acids. Gene Ontology annotation, cellular component: synapse; neuron projection; postsynaptic membrane.
CAUCCCCAGCAGGCUACAGAGGGAGUUCUGCUCCGCCGCUGACAUGGAGCCUUCGAAGUGCACUGGAUCUGUACUGAUUGGAGUUUACCUGUUGGCCACGUUCUGCUGUCAAGGCUGCCACGGCGGUGCGUACCAGAGGAAGCUGUACCGCGACCUCAUGGUAAAUUACAAUCGGCUGGAAAGACCCGUCCAAAACGACUCUGCGCCCAUCGUGGUGGAACUCGGCCUCACGCUGCUACAAAUCAUUGACGUGGAUGAAAAGAACCAAGUGUUGAUCACAAACGCCUGGCUGCAGCUGUAUUGGACAGACAUUUACCUGUCAUGGAACCCAGAGAGCUACCCUGGGGUUCAGAACCUGCGCUUCCCUUCCAACCUGGUCUGGGUACCGGACAUCCUCCUCUACAACAGUGCUGACGAAAGGUUUGAUGCUACCUUCCAUACAAAUGUGCUGGUAAAUGCUUCAGGAUCCUGCCAGUACAUCCCACCAGGCAUCCUGAAGAGUACCUGCUACAUCGACGUGCGGUGGUUCCCAUUCGAUGUGCAGAAGUGUGACCUGAAGUUUGGCUCCUGGACCCACAACGGCUGGCUGCUGGACCUCCAGAUGAUGGACGUGGACAUCUCCACCUACAUACCCAACGGGGAGUGGGAUCUCGUAGGUGUUCCGGCUAAGCGUAAUGAGCUGUACUACGACUGCUGUAAGGAGCCCUACCCCGAUGUGACGUUCACGGUCACCAUGCGCCGCAGGACACUCUACUACGGCCUUAACCUGCUCAUCCCGUGCGUGCUCAUCUCUGGCCUGGCCCUGCUGGUCUUCCUGCUCCCCGCUGACUCCGGAGAGAAGAUCUCACUGGGCAUCACAGUGCUGCUGUCUCUGACAGUGUUCAUGUUACUGGUAGCGGAGAUCAUGCCUGCCACUUCAGACUCCGUUCCUUUGAUUGCUCAGUACUUUGCUAGUACCAUGAUGAUUGUGGGCCUGUCUGUGGUGGUGACCGUCCUCGUGCUGCAGUUCCACCACCAUGACCCCCAUGGUGGGAAGAUGCCAAAAUGGGUCCGAGUCAUCCUACUCAACUGGUGCGCCUGGUUUCUCCGCAUGAAGAAACCUGGAGAGGAAAACAAAACAGCCGUGAGCUCCAGUACCCCUGCAAGCUACAAGUACUCCACCCACCCUCCUCCUCACCACACCAGCACCAACAGCAUCCAGAUGAGCACUAUACCAGGGCAGGCGUCUACGCAGUCCACCACGACCAACGGGAGCAUGAACCUGUACUUCGGCUACCACUCGAUGGGCACGGACAACCCUGCUUUCCCACCGAGCACCGAUUCAGGUGUGGUGGUGUGCGGUGGCGGUGGUGGUGGAGGCCACCCCAAUGGCUCUUCCCAACACGAAAUUCUCUCAGAACACACGCGGACUCUGCUGCUGGAGCAGGUUCCGGAGAUUUCCCGGAUCCUGGAGGAAGUGCAGUACAUCGCCAGGCGCUUCCGGGAUCAGGACGAGGGCGAGGCGAUCUGCAGCGAGUGGAAGUUUGCAGCGGCGGUGGUGGAUCGGUUAUGCCUGGUGGCCUUCUCGCUCUUCUCCAUCAUCUGCACCUUCACCAUCCUCAUGUCAGCCCCCAACUUCAUUGAGGCUGUUUCCAAAGACUUCACAUAAGGCUGAUCUCUUCCCUUUCUGAGAGGAGAUGGAGCUAACAUUGGAAGUCCUGCUGAGAUUAGAACUGUGCCACACGAGCCUCCCUGCUACAACUAUGUGACGCCUCACAACAUAUUUGAUAAGUGUUGUAACAUCUACAAUAGAUCGAACCAAACCUUGCCCUCUAUCAUCGCACAUCUCUUACCAGUAUAUGGUUGUUUAGGGUUGGUGUGAUUUUUCCCUUUUCAAAGUGGCUCUCCCCCACCUAACACCAUACAUACAGUAUGCCAUGUAGGAGGGUGAGGCUACGUGCGGUAGUUAAUGAUGUAGAAACUCACACUAAUGCACUUUUCAUCUGUAUCCCUGCUGACAUCCUUCACCUGCCACCCUUUGGUCUUCACGUCUCAUCAGAAUUUACCGUUAACACUCAUUCCCUUCCAGCUCUUUAUCUGCAACUUGUGUGAGCUCUCUUUCACUUCCUCUCCCCACUGUAGCACUUCUCAUCUUUGUCUUAAUGUCUUCAGCAGUUACAGACAGUACAGUCAAUAGAGUUCAUUUAAAAGUCUAGUCAUGUUAGUUUUGUAUUUUGUAAAAAAAAUACAUCGUACUUUAUUAAUGUGGUGACAUUGAGAUGAAAUCCUUUUAUUAAGUUGGUGGACUUACUGAGAGCUACCGACAUGUUAACUCACAGCACUGUACAUUACACGUCUUGAUUCAUCUGAUGAUAAUUGUUUAGAUUACUCUUUAUUAGUUGUUUUUGUAUAUAAAAUGAAAAAUAACACAAAAAAAACUAGUCCCUGGCAACGUAUUCCAAUUGCUUGUUUUAUCUGAACAUUUCAAAACUCAAAGAUGUUAAAUUUGCUCUCGAUUCCUUACAUUUGAGCAGCAGGAAAAUGCAAAUGUUUGUGAGACCAUGUUCACACAGUGGCCAUUUUCUAUUGGCGUCACGCACAGGAUGGGAAGCUUGAAUGCUGGGACGUCGUUAUGCUGCCGUGUUCUUGGUUGCAAGUUGUAUUAACUCAAGAAAAUCUGACAAAUUGCUAUUUCACAGAUUCUUGAUUGAUCAAGAACUGAAAAGAAGAUGGACAUUUAAAAUCUGGAGGGACAUCAGGCCUUAUAUCAGUCAAAACAAAAUUUUUGAUAACCCAUUAGCUAAUGUUAGCAUUCAACAACUUCCUAGCUAACACCAUUGGGUUACAUCCGAUGUGUUUCACUUCCAGGCUUUAAUGAAUUUGACCAAGAUGUGUGCUGAUAUUAGAAUUUAUUUACACCUAUUGUAUUGUAUCGUGACGCCAUCAAACAGGAAUUAGCUAUGACGUGUUUGAAAGCUAACAUUAGCUGAAGUCUAACGUUAACUAAUGGACUGUCAAAUAUUUUGAAGUGUCACCCAAAGUCCUUCUGGAUUUCCUGAUCAAUCAGGAUGCAAUUAAAUGGUAUCAACUUGUCAGAUUCCCAACAUAUAAGUCUAUACUGCAGGAACUCAGUUGUACAACACUGGAACUUACCACCAUGAGCACAAUGGUUGCUGUGUAAAUAUGGUCUAUUAACUUCCUCUCCAUUGACUAUUCCAUUCAUCGACGACUCAUUUCAGCUUUACACCAUGUCCUCGCCCUUCAUUUAUUGCCACUGAUAUUCUCAUUUCCUUCACAGCUUCAGGUUCAAUACCCAUUAAUGUGAAUAGAGAAAGUUUCACCAUUACCACUGAAAGUCGUACUUUAAUGGUGACUUUACUUUUGAAGACAGUUAUUAACAAAUACGUUUCAGAGUAUAUUUAGUGUGGGUGCACUCUUGCUCUGUGUAAAUGUCUCACAUAAAUUGACAGCGCAUUUAUCUUUUGAGAGUUAUUCAAUGUUAUCAGGCUAAUGUGCUGCUUACACAAUGUGUUGCUGCAUGAAGAGAAAAACUCACAAUGAAGAUCACAGUGAGUAGUGGCUGAAAGACAAUAUUUGUUUUUGUGAGGGAUUUUCAAAUUCAUUGUCGACGGACAUCACCCCAGUAGAGAUGCAUUUGGUACUAAUCUUUUGUAGUGCUGAGAGCUUUGUGUUUUUCCUCCCUAAUAUUCGGCGAAAGGCAAACACUUUCUUCUCUAAUCUCUGGCAACAACAUGCAACAGGGAUUAGUGGGUGACCUUAUGUAACAGAUUUGUGUUAAACCUUGUCUCUCCUCGCUACCCGAAGCAUCCCCUCUGAUCCCCUGCAACCUCGCUGGGAGAAGGCACAUGUGAAUUCCCCCUUUGACGGGUACAGCUGAGCUCGCAGACUCCUGCAACUUAGCACUCGGCCAUUUUUAAGUGGAAUUUUAGGCGGAACCGAUAAAGAAUGGAAUCAACAAUAUCCAGCUCACUGUGAGACUGCUGCAGUAAUACUCACGGAAAUGAAAUUCAUGCUGCUAGAUUUAAUCAAUGGGCCAAGUACAUACAAAUAGCAGCCACCAGCUGACAAGCUUUCCUUUCACUCUGUGACUCCAAGACUGUACAACAUUUAAAUGUCAUAUCCACGUGGACUGGCAGGAAAAGGUGAGGUCAAUCUUGGCUAAAAUGAACAUGCAGUACUCUUUCACUUUGAAUCAAUUUUUUUAGAUUCAAAGGUACAAUAUGAAAGAAGUAGCUACCUGUCCAAUUAAUACUCAAAACCCGAAAGUGAGCAGGAUAUCACUGGAGUGACCGCUAAAUACGGUAUAGUGUUUACACCACUAGCACAAGAACUUUGAAACAGGAUAGCUGGAGAACUUCAGUAGAUAUUUCUGCAUCACAAUACAUGGACGUCAUAAUGUCAAAACUGCUUA